AUGACACUACAGAAAUCAGAUACGGCAGGAGAACGAGCGGCUGAUGCACGACGUCCUUCAGGCGGGAAUCGCCAAUCGCACCCAGUUGUCGGGGGCAUUGCGCUGACGCCGCGCUACUCGCCGCGACCCAGACUUGACAACAUCAGGCCGGCCGCAGCACCCCCCGAAGAGCCACCGGAACUCACGCAACCGGAAGCCGUCAACAACCAUAAUGCUUCUCAUCCGGUGAGCACAACACUAGCGGCCGCACUAGUGAGGUGA
This is a messenger RNA of Leptosia nina, 261 nucleotides long. The record is from the annotation of a GenBank genome assembly. NCBI's taxonomy places the organism in Eukaryota, Metazoa, Arthropoda, Insecta, Lepidoptera, Pieridae.